Molecule: messenger RNA, 567 nt
Organism: Theileria orientalis strain Shintoku
Lineage: Eukaryota; Apicomplexa; Aconoidasida; Piroplasmida; Theileriidae
Product: 40S ribosomal protein S8
Exons: 3
Coding region: 1-567 (188 amino acids)
Biological process (GO): translation; maturation of SSU-rRNA from tricistronic rRNA transcript (SSU-rRNA, 5.8S rRNA, LSU-rRNA)
Cellular component (GO): cytosolic small ribosomal subunit; ribosome
Molecular function (GO): structural constituent of ribosome
Source: RefSeq, a predicted model, not a curated record
AUGGGUAUUUCGCGCGACAGCCGCCACAAGCGCCGCCUUACAGGCGGACGCUUCCCAAUACAUAAAAAGAAACGCAAGUAUGAACUAGGAAGACCAUCCUCUAACACGAAGUUGGGCUCCAGGUUGGUACGCAAAGUCAGAUGCAGAGGCGGAAACUUGAAAUUCAGAGCCCUGCGCCUGGAUUCUGGAAACUUCUCAUGGGGAACGCAAAAUGUAACAAGAAAAACGAGAAUAAUGGACGUUGUCUACAACGCAAGCAGUAACGAAUUGGUGCGCACGAAGACGCUGGUGAAAAACGCAAUCAUCACAAUUGACCCAACGCCAUACAAAAUGUGGUUCAAGACACACUACGGACUGGAACUAGGAAAAUCAUCUGAGGACCCACAGGCAGCAGAGAAGGUAGCAAAGCUGGUGCCGAAAGCACUGCUGGACCAGUUUUCGUCAGGACGACUCCUGGCAUGUGUGAGCUCAAGGCCAGGCCAGUGCGGCAGAUGCGACGGAUACGUGCUGGAAGGAGAGGAACUGGCAUUCUAUCGUAGACGCAUGGAUAAGAAGAAGAGAGUAUAA